This is a messenger RNA of Strongylus vulgaris, 606 nucleotides long. The record is from the annotation of a GenBank genome assembly. NCBI's taxonomy places the organism in Eukaryota, Metazoa, Nematoda, Chromadorea, Rhabditida, Strongylidae.
AUGUACGACUUCGAAGGAUCAACAGCCUCUACCCAAACGUUGUCGACGUACUUACACAAGAUCACUGUCUCUAAUGUCUAUAGAAUGUUUUUCAAUUAUACGCAGGUGUUGCAGGUUUGUACGCCAGAUACGAAUGCCAGAGCGAACCUCAAAAUAGUCAAAGUACCCACUUUCAGCGCGAUACCCACCAGUGUUGCACAACCUACAGCAUUUAUGGAGGAUAAAUUGCCUAAGUCAUUUCAUGACUUCUACCUGGUCUGUUUCAGAAACCCUACAGAAGACCAUGACUACAUUCACGCAAACUGGGUUGAUGGUUAUCGAGAACCGAAGAAAUUCAUCCUUACUCAAGCGCCAUUAGCGCAUACAAUCUACCAAUUUUGGAACAUGGUAUGGCAAGAGAAAAGUGUGCUUGUAGUGUCCAUGAUACAAAUGUUUGACAUCAACGGCGCAGAGGUAGUUCCAAGAAUAUAUGACGAACCUCGGAAUAGUCUAACUUUUUCACGUAUUUUUGAUGACAUUAAAUUGGUUCAUUGUGGAACCCAAUGUAUACGACGGAGCUACGAUGCCACGAUACUCAAGGUUCGUGUCAACUUCCGUUCCAUCUGA